AGAGAAGGAGAUCACAUGAAGAAGAAAUGAGGAGAAUAAGUAAAAAGAGGAAAAAAGAAAGAUGGAUGAUGAUGCAGAAGGUGAGGCAGGAGUAGGAUAUUGGAGAGAACAGAAAGAAGAAAAAAAAUUCUGAUUUUGGUACCGAGUGUCAUAAUGGCACUAUCACUGGUACUGGAUUUAAUCGGAGGAGAAGUUUUUCAGCUGUUCUCUGGAAGUGUUACUAGAGCGGUGGACCGGAAAGCGGCAUUUAGAGACCUUCUCCAAGAUAUUAAAUACACACUCAAGUCUCUAAGAAGACAGGCCAGAGUCAUUCAGCAGAUACAACAGUAUAAUCUGGACUUGAGUCUGUCAAACAAUGAAAUAAUCGAUAUUGUAACACAAAUGACCAAGGGCAGAGAACUAAUUGACAGCUUGUCUGGUAUUAAAUUUCGUUUGUGGAACUUCUGCUGCACAAAUGAUUGCGCUGAGCAACUUAAAGAAUUGAAUAGGGCUCUUGAAAGUCUGUUUGACACCCUGCAGUUGGAGCAAGUGAGGGAUGCCAAGGAGACCUUGAAAUUAGCAAGGCAAAACCACAAAGAUCUUAAGAAAAUGAAGGUUAUGUUGGAGAAGAUACUGCAGAUGAUUGACGAUCCUGAAGUGAAGGGUCUACUGAGGAAGUUAGUGGACCAGAAUUCAGGGGAUUCGAUGGAUGAUGCCUCGACCUCAACCCCAACCUCAAACUCAGCCUCAGGAAGUAAUACAGAAGAUGAAGGGAAUGGCGUGGCACAAGAUAAAAACAAAUACAUAUGUGCUGAUGGUGUUAUAAAUAAUGCAUCAGCAUCAGCAUCAUCAUCAGGACUAGUGGGAGCAGCUUUUGGUUUUAUAAAGGGUGGAGCAGAGUCCCACCAAAACAAGCUUGUAGAAGCUGUACCAAAAUUCGCUAAUGCAUCCGCAACUUGA
Messenger RNA from Rosa rugosa (rugosa rose), 939 nucleotides. RefSeq lists its product as uncharacterized. Gene Ontology annotation, biological process: defense response to fungus. The transcript is spliced from 3 exons. The record is from RefSeq and is a predicted model, not a curated record. Lineage: Eukaryota; Viridiplantae; Streptophyta; Magnoliopsida; Rosales; Rosaceae. Bases 154 to 939 code for a protein of 261 amino acids.